AUGACCGGACGCCCCGGCGCGCCGCAGCCCGUCACCGACAUCCUCCAGCCGGACUCCAGAUGGCAGGUGCUCCGCGUGGAAAUCUGUAUCACCUCCGACGAGUACUCCCCCCCCCCCCGACUUGUCCCGCAAAACGCGCUCUCCGGAUCGGGCUCACUGCGGCACGGCGCGCUCCGGGCUGGAUCCGCCAGCUGUCAGCGCGUCAACCCUCCAGCUGCUGAGACCUCUUGUCUUCCUGGAUUCAAUCUGUUCCGCCGGGCUCUGGGGAAAAAGCUAAGAUCCCCUUCCACGACGCGCCCCACGCCCCUAGCAACAACACAUCACAUGUGGUGUAAUAACCCCCCUGAGAGGAGAGGGGAGCCCGCCCUCUUUCACAGCUCUCUGCUCUCUGACAACAUGUCGGAGGGGCGGUACACCCCUUUUAUACGCGCACUCCCUCGACAGUCCGGGACCAGAAAGCACCGGCGGCGGUCCACUGUCCCCCCACGCCGAAGCUACGUGACCUGGGGAGCCUCUCAAAGAGAAGACAUGGCCUCUGGGAGCCUGGAGAUGAACGGGGAUGCUGAUAGAAACGGCGGCUUGGAGGCUCCUCUGCAGGAUGGCACGAGGAGGCCACGCCGACCCUUGAACAUGAACCAUUACGCCAACAAGAAGAGCGCUGCAGAGAGCAUGCUGGACGUGGCCCUGCUCAUGGCCAAUGCAUCCCAGCUGAAGGCUGUCCUGGAGCAGGGAUCCGGAUUCACCUUCUAUGUGCCGCUCAUCACUCUCAUCAGCAUCUCGCUCAUCCUACAGAUCGUGGUGGGGGUUAUGCUCAUCUUUAUAGUGAAAUGGAAUCUAAAUGAUGAGCGCACACACUUCAAGUUGAACAUCUUGGAGAACGCAGCCACAGCUUUCGUCUUUAUCAUAGUCGUCGUCAACGUCUUCAUCACAGCCUUCGGUGUUCAGCGGCCCAGCUCGUCUGGUUGACCGAAGCCUCCCAUGAUACUGCUUGUUGGCCGGAGUAGAUUUAAGGAUUGCUGUGUACAGCCAGAUCUUUUUUACCUCCUAUCGAGCUCAGGUUACUGAAGCAAUGCAUAUCGUCUUCCCCAGUGAAAAAUGUACAAAGAGUUUGAGCAAAACUCCAACCAUUGUUGACACUUGGCUGAAAAAAAUGAACAUCGACAUGCCUUCUUUUGUUUAGAAAUACAGAGGAAAAACUGUAAUAGUACAGAAAACACCAAACCAAAAAAAUCUGGAUUAAUUUUUCUCCUCAUGGUGCAUUGUGAUGUGAACAGUUUUAUUCUGGGGGGAAUUAUGAUGUUUACUGUAUUUAACGACUCCUCUGGUCAAUGAAGUGCCCCCUACUUGUUUUCUGAGCUAUGCAAAGUGAUUUACAGAUGUACUUGUAUUUACUCUUUAUGUGGUUAUGUGUGCUUUAAGGCAUUAUAUUAUCACUUUUUUAGUACCAAAGUUUUUUCAACUUUUAUCAUAUGCACUUGUAUUACAUUCAGCGACUAUAAUUUAAAAACGAUUUAUAAUAAAAAACAGUA
Messenger RNA from Menidia menidia (Atlantic silverside), 1529 nucleotides. NCBI's taxonomy places the organism in Eukaryota, Metazoa, Chordata, Actinopteri, Atheriniformes, Atherinopsidae. The record is from the annotation of a GenBank genome assembly.